Messenger RNA from Caenorhabditis angaria, 3503 nucleotides. The record is from the annotation of a GenBank genome assembly. Lineage: Eukaryota; Metazoa; Nematoda; Chromadorea; Rhabditida; Rhabditidae.
AUGUUGCCUUGCGAUAAAUGUGGUCUACCAAAAGAAAAACUAUCGUAUACGGUAAAAACGGUCUAUCGAACUUCAGAUGAAAUGUGAGUUUGUUAUUAUGAAUUAUUCAAAUAAUUAUUUUAUUUUUAGAUUUCCGGUGACAUUUGGAUCUAUGAACACAACUCAUUUUGAAUCGGCGGAUAAAGUUGCAAAAUAUCAUUGUAAUUGUAAAUAUUUGUGGUUGAGAGAAUUACACGGAGUUUCAGCAUUUAUGAUGGUAAGUGCCCUUCAUGAUAUACAGUGACACGUCAUAACCGACUUUUUCAGUCCAACUCAUUGAAGGAGAAAAUAUUUUGGGCGUGUAUAAUAAUCGGUUGUGCUUCAUAUUCGAUUUAUAACACAAAAAGUAUUUUGGAUGAAUAUGGUCAACAUGCAACAACAACUUUGAUCACAAUUCUGCCAGUCAAGAAAUUGAAGUUUCCAACAAUGGUUUUUUGCCCGAGAUAUCCGGAUUUUUUGAAUUACUAUAAUAUUCUAUCAGAUAUGUAUCAACAUUUAGGAUAUAUGGAAAACUCGACGAAUUUUGAUGUAUUACGCUUUGCUAUCACUGGAUUUGGAAUUGAUAAUGCUGGAAGCGAAUUUUUCAAUGAGACUUAUCAGUGAGCAUUUUUUCUAGAGCAUUUUUAAAUUCCUGCCUGAUGUGUUUUAGAGCUCAAAUGAAUGACUAUUAUUUGAAAUGGAAAGGAAAUCGGAGCCAAUUUGAGAUGUUUGAUUUUGUGUACAAUCAGAAUGGAUACACUUGCCAGGAUGUGAGUUCCAGAGAUUUUUACAAAUGAUGCUUCAACAUCUAAAAUCUUUUCCAAAUCUUCGCAUACGAGAUUGUUUUGUAGAUGUUUCAAACUUGUUACGGUGGAAUGAACACUUAUAAUUGCUGUGAUAUUUUCGAACCAACCUAUGUUAUGAUACGUGGAAGAUGUUUCCGAUUAAUCGAUUCCUAUUAUCAAAAUGAUACCGAUGAAGUUGCCAAAGUUUCAAUUUAUUUCAAUAAUAUGACAAGUCCGAUUCUCAAUACUGGAAUACCGGUACGAAAAUUUCAUUUAAAAAUACCCGAAUAAAUAUAUCAAUAAAUCAUAAUUUCAGCCUCAAUUGGUGAUGUAUAAUGGUGAUUCAAAUACAGAAGUUUCAAUUUAUCCUAGAAUAUAUUUGAAUAGUCACGAUUGGAAUCGUAUUCGAUAUUCACAAAAAGUUAUGAAAUUAUUACCUGAUAGCACGAGAUGUUCAACAGAUCGAAUUUAUCAAGGAAAAUUCACAUGUUUCGUUUAUAAAUGGUUGAUGCAAUUGGUGACAAUGUUCAAUUGUACAGUACCAUAUUAUAAAUAUCAAUUGCCAUAUUUAGCUGAUGUUGAUAUUUGCGAAGCUUCUUUGAUCGUUGCCAAUUUUCAUAAUAUUAGUCUAACUCCAGCUACAAUUGGUUAUAAAUGUAUUCCGGCUUGUUCAAGAAUUGAGAAUUCAGUGCAAUUAACAUCGAGUAUUGAUGUCGACCCAGAUCAGAGUUAUAUGUUCAGACUUGAAGCUAGUUUCACUUAUCUUGAGGUAUUGUUUUGAAAAAAGAAAACAUUAUAUCCAUUUGAUUAUAGUAUGAGCAAUAUAGAGAAAUCCGGACUACUAGCACACCUGGUUUCAUUUCCGAAUUGGGCGGACAAACUGGUUUAUUUGUUGGGUGUAGUGUGAUGACUUUGGUUCAACUUAUCAAUUCGAUAGUUAUUCAAAUUUAUAAAUUGUGAGUUUUAAUAUAUAAUGAAGUCGGAUUAUUACGCAAAUUUCAGGGUACGAAAUUCAUCAAGAAAACAUGGUUGGAGUGUAUUUUUCGGACUUUUCACAACUCACCAUACCGAACCAUUUGAUAAAUUUUAUCCCCGGCCGAUUCCGGAAAAUUAUAUUGAACACUUGGAAACUAUACCAGAGGAGGAUGAUCGAUUUGAUGCUGAUGGAACACUUUUCAACGAUGCACUGCCUCCCCAAAUCUACGUGUGUGUGGAAAAACGAAAAAUGUCUGGCACGCUCUCACAAACACACACUCUCUCGCACACAACUUUUUACUUUUAUUUCGCGAAAACAGUGCAUAUUAGGAGCUGAUUUUUAUGUUUUUUUCAUCAGAACCACAAUAUGUGUUAUACAUAGUUCGAAAGAGAAUUUCUUCGGCUACAAACACAUAUGAAAUGUUAUAAAUGAAACCGAGAUAAAAAAAUAAAAAUUUCAUGCAAACAUGACAUGGUUUUUUUGAAUUGUGUGAAAAACCCAUGUGUUUUUUGAUGACCUGGCUCAUUUUUUUAAUAUCGAAUAUAUGUAUAAUCGAGUCGUAGUUUUGUUCAGAAUCUCAAGAGCUUUCAGAUGGUAUAAAUCAAUAUUUAUGAAAUUGUGAAAUCAUGGAGGAGUAGGGAUUUUUCGUUUGUCAAUUUUUAAAACGAAAUUUUCCUUUUCAUUUGAAAGGAACUCGAAUGAAGUUUACAUACGUUUUGUAGAGAAUUUCUCGGGCUUCAAAAUCAUAUAUAUUUCUAUACACAAAAAUGAAAAUUGAAAGCACCGCUUUCGGUUGAAAACUUGUUGGGUUUGCACCAAACAAACAAACCGCGUUCAGUAGCGUUGCGAAAAACAGCGGUGAGUUUUCAACCGAAAGCGGUGCUUUCAAUUUCCAUUUUUGUGUAUAGAAAUAUAUAUGAUUUUGAAGCCCGAGAAAUUAUCUUCAAAACGUAUGUGAACUUCAUUCGAGUUCCUUUCAAAUGAAAAUGAAAAUUUCGUUUUAAAAAUUCACAAACGAAAAUCCCUACUCCUCCAUGAUUUCACAAUUUCAUAAAUAUUGAUUUAUACCAUCUGAAAGCCCUUGAGAUUCUGAACAAAACUACGACUCGAUUAUACAUAUAUUCGAUAUUAAAAAAUGAGCCAGGUCAUCAAAAAACACAUGGGUUUUUCACACAAUUCAAAAAAACCAUGUCAUGUUUGCAUGAAAUUUUUAUUUUUUUAUCUCGGUUUCAUUUAUAACAUUUCAUAUGUGUUUGUAGCCGAAGAAAUUCUCUUUCGAACUAUGUAUAACACAUAUUGUGGUUCUGAUGAAAAACACAUAAAAAUCAGCUCCUAAUAUGCACUGUUUUCGCGAAAUAAAAGUAAAAAGUUGUGUGCGAGAGAGUGUGUGUUUGCGAGAGCGUGCCAGACAUUUUUCGUUUUUCCACACACACGUAGAUUUGGGGAGGCAGUGCGAUGGAGAUGAAGAUGAGGUUGGGGAUUUUGAAAGCAUUGAAUUAAGUAUUCUGGGGACUCCGGUUGAAGAAACACCAUCUUCGAUUUCUCUAGAAGAGGAACUUCCUUCCUCGAUAUUUUCUUCUGAAGAAUAUCCGAGAUUUCAACUCGAAACAAUGUCUGAAAUAAGUUCUGAACCACAUGAUACAGUUUCGGAAGAUCCUGAAAAUGUUAGAACUGCAAAAUAUGUUAUGAUCAAAGUUCGCGACCCCGAAGGUGGUUUCGAAUGA